Molecule: messenger RNA, 1684 nt
Organism: Brassica napus (rape)
Lineage: Eukaryota; Viridiplantae; Streptophyta; Magnoliopsida; Brassicales; Brassicaceae
Exons: 4
Coding region: 705-1190 (161 amino acids)
Molecular function (GO): protein dimerization activity
Source: RefSeq, a predicted model, not a curated record
UCAAGUGUUCUUCCUCAACCUAGUGAAUCCAAGGCAGUUCGCCGUGAAUCAAGAUCAUCCACCUGUUGCAAGUUCUUCUUGUACUGGAUUCAAAGUAAUAAACUCUAAACCAUUCACUUUUUUAGUUAUUGAAGUUUUUUUGAACUGUUGACUUUUCAGAUUUUAUAUUUCAGUACAUAUGGUUUUUUAAAUGUUAAUGGAGCUUGACUUUGCCGAAUGUUGAUGCUUGAAGGGAUUUCUAAGUUGUCCGGGUUUGCUAAAGUGAUUGAACAAGCAAAGGCUGUCACCAUAUUUGUUUAUGCUCAUCAUACAACAUUGUCAAUGAUGAGAACAUAUACAAAGAGGGAUAUUGUGAGGCCAGGAGCAACAAGAUUUGCAACAUGUUUCCUCACGCUACAAAGUCUUUAUGAGAAGAAGGGACAACUGAAGAGCAUGUUCAACAGUGAUCAGUGGCAUGAUUGUAAGCAUUCCAAGUCUGUGAAGGGUAAGACUGCAUCUGAUACUGUGAUGAGUUAUGCAUUUUGGAGUAGUGUCAUGGUUAUUUUGAAAGUAUUCACCCCUAUGGUGAAGGUUCUUCGGUUGGCUGAUGGAGAGAAGAUACCAUCUCUUGGGUUUGUUUAUGGUGAGCUAAGAAGUCUAUUAAAGAGGCUACUGACCAUUUGGAGAAGAACUAUCAACCUAUAUUCAGGAUCAUUGAUGAAAAAAUGAAAGGAAGGUUGGAUUCUCCUUUGCAUAUGGCUGCUUACUUCCUCAACCCUUAUUAUUUCUAUAAAGACCCUACUAUCCAGUAUGACAUAGAGGUUUCAGAAGGAUUCAUCAAGUGUGUGGAAACUUUCUAUCAUGGAGAAUUUGAGAAACAAGACUUGGUUGUUAAUCAUGAGAUUAGUCUUUACAAGAAUAAAAGUGGUCCUUUUGGUAGACUGUUAGCUCUAAAAGGAUGUGAAAAUAAGGAUGAAAAGUUUGAUCCAGAGAAUUGGUGGGCAACAUACGGAUGUGCUGUGCCAACCUUGCAGAAACUGGCUACUAGAAUCCUUGCUUUGACCUCUAGUUCUUCUGGCUGUGAAAGAAAUUGGAGCAGUUUCGAAGGGAUCCACACUAAGAAGAGAAACAUAUUAGAUGUAAACCGCCUCAACAGUCUAGUCUAUGUCCAGUUUAAUGCAAGGCUUUUUGAUAAGCAGAAAAAAGAUUAGAGAAGACAAUGUUGAUGUGAUCCUAGAUGAUGGUAAUGAAGAUACUGUCGGAGAUUGGCUUGUGGGCCGUGUCGAAGAGUUGGAUAAUGAUGUCAGUUUUGUGCUUACUACCCAAGCUCCAAGGAUAAGAGAACUCUAUGAUGAUGACUUUGAAUCUGAAGAAGAAGACAUGAUGGAGAUGGAGUUCGAACCGAAUGUAUACCAAGAGGAUCCGGUCUUUCGUGACUCACAAAUAGCUUAGUAAACUAAGGUUUCCAAAUGCCAAGUUCUAACUUUUAGCACAUCUACAAGACCACUACAAGAUCAAAAUUAUAUAUUUUGCUGAUCUUUCAAGAAGAAUAGGAUUAGAAGAUACAAUCCUUAAUAUUUUUUGUUUCUUCUCAUGAUCAAAACUAUAUUUUUUGGUGAUUCUUGUGAGUGGGUUAUUUUUUUUUGUAUUAGAUGGGUGCUUUAAAAAACAACAAUUAUGAUAUAUAAUCUAACUUGGUAUUUAA